Molecule: messenger RNA, 905 nt
Organism: Trichoderma asperellum CBS 433.97
Lineage: Eukaryota; Fungi; Ascomycota; Sordariomycetes; Hypocreales; Hypocreaceae
Source: RefSeq, a predicted model, not a curated record
ACAUUGGGUGCAGAGUAUGGGGGAGAAAGCGAGAAGCGAGACACGGCUCAUACUGUACGGCACAUGGUACGGGUCUCGGUUUCUUCCAUCCGUUCGUGUCUGCAGUAGCUCUGGAAAUCCAUAAUAAUAGUCGUUGUCGUUCUCUCGAGACAGUUCACGUCUCUUCGGGUUGUCGAAUCUCUCUUUCUUUCUUUAUUUCUCUCCUCUCCCUUUUCCAUAUGUUUCUCUUCAACAAUUGAAGCCACCCCAGUCAAGAUGGCCUCCUUAUUCCAGCUCUUCGUCCUCCUCUUCGCGGCAGCCCUGACUGUGUCAGCUGCCUCCGCCCCCAACAUGACCAGCCUCGUCGACAAACUUCCCCCUUGCUCCCUCAAUUGUAUCGUCGAAGGCGUCACUCAGGAUGGCUGUGCCAUCAGCGACCUCGCCUGCGGGUGCUCCAAGAUCAACGAACUCACAAAGACUGUCUCGCCAUGCAUGGCGAAAGCUGGCUGCACUCUCGAUGAAAUGACUCAAGCUGCUUCUGCUGUCGUUCAACUCUGCGAAUCUGCCGGUCUCAUCACAAACACCACCGCAGGUGACCCGACUUCGACCACUGGAGCAGCAUCGGCAGCAACUACCAAGUCUGACGCGGGGCGAUUCGCACGAGAGUUCGGAUUCGCGUACGCCGCCUUUGGUGUAUUGGUAGCCAUGGUUGUUCUGUAAGCGAAAAGGGGGGUUUCGCUAUGGGUUUUCUUUGGACUUGGUUAGGACGGACAGGACAGGCAAUAGGGGGAAAUAUGGUUCCAACUAUCUGGAUAAGAGCCACGGAUUUUGCUCAGCACAUGUUAUUGUACAACAAGACGGGCAACUGUUUUAUAAGAAAAAGCUUAGCGUCUAUAAGCAGCCAAGCAAAAACGUAUCUUGUCAUU